AUGGCGCCCCGGUUCCAAAGUGUUGCUGUAAUCGGCGCGGGCCCAUCUGGCAUUUCUGCCGUCAAAGCCUUGCAAGAAGAAAAUAUUUUCCAGACGAUUCGUCUAUUCGAGCGACGAGGUCACAUUGGAGGAAUAUGGCAAUACGAUGAGAUCCCCGAUCGGUUUCCAUCCCAAGAGUCUUCCAGUCAACAAAAUCACGAAAUCCCAAGUCGCCUUCCGCUGCUCAAGUCUCCUUCUCCUGAAGAUGUGACAUCUCGAACAGGGAUUUAUGAGGCCCUUGACAGCAAUGUCGGUGCCAAAGUUAUGGCUUUCUCGCACACUCCAUUUCCCGAGAUAAAUUCCGCGUGGUCAACCAGACACUUAGGACAUUCCAACCCAACCCGGCCAUUUCGGGUGGUGAGAAAAUAUCUAGAAGAUGUGUUCCAAGACUACCUUCAUCUUGCCUCGCUCAAUACAACAGUCGAGAAGGUUGAAAAGCGAGGCCAAAAGUGGACCUUGGCACUUCGUCAGUCUGGGCACGGGGAUGGUACCACUCCUAGGGACUAUUGGUGGGAAGAGCAGUUCGAUGCUGUGAUUAUUGCAUCAGGGCAUUACAGUGUGCCUUCUGUUCCUAGUAUUCCAGGGCUAGAUGCUGCCUUUGCGCGCUAUCCGACUGUAUUUGAGCAUUCAAAGUCAUUCCGAACAGCAGACGAUUAUGUGAACAAGCGUGUGGUGGUCGUUGGGGGCAGUGUCUCCUCGGCAGAUCUUGUCGCAGAUUUACAUGCGAUUGUGAAAGGCCCUCUCGAGGUAUCCCAGAGAGGAAAGAACGAGGCACUGCAAUCCGCAUGGGAUCUACCUAAUGUCAACCUUAGGCCAACGAUUAAAGAGAUCCGAGCAACAGAGAAAGGAAUAAGCGUCGUGUUCUCCGACGACAGCCUUUUGGAUGGCGUGGGCAAGAUCAUUUUCGCCACUGGGUACAAGCUGUCCUAUCCAUUCCUCGUCCCGAACCCCGUGACUCCCAACAACCGGCUGUCAGGGUUUUACCAGCAUAUUUUCAAGAUCGGGGACCCAUCCUUGGCUCUCGUCGGCCAGGUCCGCGCUGCGCUCAGCUUCCGGGUUUAUGAGUACCAGGCGGUUGCGGUUGCACGAUAUUUUGCCGGAAGAAAUGCGGCGUCCUUGCCAACGCCACAAGAGCAAGAUCUUUGGGAAGUCCAACGCCUUCAAUAUAAAGGCCACACAGCCCUGUUUCAUGAAAUAAAGCCUGAUUUUAAGGAAUAUUUUGAUUUCUUGACAGGAUUGGCUGGUCCCCCAGCACCGGGAACGGGUGGAUACACACUCCCUCCUUGGGAGGACCGAUGGGCGGAACAAGGAUUUGAGAUUCUCCAGCUAAAGGAUAAAUACUGGAAGUCACUACGAAGGACGGCUAAACUGUGA
Penicillium robsamsonii is the source of this 1413-nucleotide messenger RNA. RefSeq lists its product as uncharacterized. Gene Ontology annotation, molecular function: N,N-dimethylaniline monooxygenase activity; flavin adenine dinucleotide binding; NADP binding. The transcript has a single exon. NCBI's taxonomy places the organism in Eukaryota, Fungi, Ascomycota, Eurotiomycetes, Eurotiales, Aspergillaceae. The record is from RefSeq and is a predicted model, not a curated record. The coding region runs from base 1 to 1413 and encodes 470 amino acids.